CCACCAGUUUCCUUUGCUAGCUGUGUAACUAGCAGCUAAUGCUAAUACGCUGAUUAUUAUACGUCUAGUGUUUUUGUAAUAUUCCAUAUGUAGCGAAUGCAGAACGCUUAGCUUUAAUUCAACCUUUGUCAUAAUCGUAGACACCUUUAGUCGCGUCUGAGACGUUUUUUAAUCAACUCUCGAGUUUUGGCUAACUGUUUUCAUUCAUCACUAUGGCGAGUGCAGCUAAUGCAAACCUGAACGCAGUCCGGGAAACUAUGGAUGUGCUGCUGGAGAUCUCAAGGCUUCUGAACACUGGUUUGGACAUGGAGUCUCUGUCGAUAUGUGUGCGACUCUGUGAGCAGGGCAUCAACCCGGAGGCCCUGUCUGCGGUCAUCAAGGAGCUGAGGAAAACAUCAGAGUCUCUGAAGGCCUCCGAGAACAGCACAAGCUGAAGAUAAAGCCAGACCUACCUCAGUGUGGGACUUUGAAAGGCAUCGUGGGAACAUGCCCUAUCUUUUGGAUCUAUUCCUACCAUGAACUCUCCAGCUCGUCUGAGUCGUCUUUGUUUUGGCACUUCGUCGUCUCUGCCUCUUCAGUGACUCAUGUGCUGCGCUUUGACUUGUGUCGAGGCAUCAACCUGAGUCCUCUGCCUGACGCACAAGGCUGCUCCUGAAAUAAGACCUAUUUCAGCCAUCUAGGUGCAGUUCAAGGUUUUCUUUUUUUGUUUUCUGCCAUAAUUUGUAAUCUGUCGGUUCAUGUUUCUAUUUACAUUCUGCUGAUAUCUCUGAACUACUCGUUGAUGAUCUCCAGCAUGUGUUGCACUUUUCAUGCAGUGGGGUUAAAAUGCCUGUAAAAUGAUUAUGAAUUGGUUUAAAUAAUAAAUUUCUUGUCAGAAAAAAUAUGCGUUUGAAGUUAAUUGGUGACUCUAAAUGUCCCAUGUGUGUGUCUUUGUUUUGACACAAACAUUUUCAGUCCACCCUUCAGUCCUGAAUUGGUUAAAACUGCGUAGAAAAUGUAUGGAUGUUUAUGAAUUUGUCCAUUUUCCCAACAAAAUCAAUUUUACCAUGUUCGUUUUCCAUAUGACUGAAGAUGGUUCAGAUUAAAUUAAAAUGUUACAGUCAAU
Salarias fasciatus (jewelled blenny) is the source of this 1105-nucleotide messenger RNA. RefSeq names its product mitotic spindle organizing protein 1 (gene mzt1). The coding region runs from base 213 to 434 and encodes 73 amino acids. Gene Ontology annotation, biological process: microtubule nucleation by interphase microtubule organizing center; gamma-tubulin complex localization; mitotic spindle assembly. NCBI's taxonomy places the organism in Eukaryota, Metazoa, Chordata, Actinopteri, Blenniiformes, Blenniidae. The transcript has 3 exons. Gene Ontology annotation, cellular component: gamma-tubulin ring complex; centrosome; spindle. The record is from RefSeq and is a predicted model, not a curated record.